Molecule: messenger RNA, 1177 nt
Organism: Gastrolobium bilobum
Lineage: Eukaryota; Viridiplantae; Streptophyta; Magnoliopsida; Fabales; Fabaceae
Exons: 5
Coding region: 1-1113 (370 amino acids)
Biological process (GO): base-excision repair
Molecular function (GO): DNA-3-methyladenine glycosylase activity
Source: RefSeq, a predicted model, not a curated record
AUGUCGGGUCCACCCAGAGUUCGAUCCAUGAAUGUGGCCAUCGCCGACCCUGAGGCACGGCCGGUACUCGUCCCCGCCGGCAACAAGGCUCGGCCCGUCGAUGGACGGAAGCCAGUAAAGAAAUCGGUGCCGGAAACGGAGAAGAAGAAGACGGCGGCGCAUUCGAAUCCUCAAUGUGUCUCAGUGCCGCACCUGGAGAUUAAUAAGAGGCAGGAUCAUCACCAAGCUGUUCUGAAAAACCUGUCGAUGAACGCUUCGUGCUCCUCUGAUGCGUCGUCGACGGAUUCUUCCACUCACAGCAGCGGCGCGUCGUCGAGUGGGAAGGUGGAACGGCGGUUGAUGAAGAAGCAGGGUGGUCCCAAGACUGAGAAGGUGAGCAUUGACAAUGUGGUUGAGGCAGAUUCAACUGAUAGCUUGGUGGACAAGAAAAGAUGUGCUUGGGUUACACCAAAUACAGAACCAUGUUACAUUUCUUUUCAUGACGAAGAGUGGGGAGUUCCUGUUCAUGAUGACAACAAACUGUUUGAGUUGCUGAGCUUCUCUGGAGCCUUAGCUGAACUUACGUGGCCUACCAUUCUUAGCAAAAGGCAGUUAUUUCGGGAAGUCUUUUUGGAUUUUGAUCCAAGUGCUGUUUCAAGAAUGAAUGAGAAAAAGAUAGCUGCACCAGGAAGUCCUGCCAACUCAUUGCUAUCAGAGCUCAGGUUGCGAUCCAUAAUUGAAAAUGCACGUCAGAUGUGCAAGGUAAUUGAAGAGUUUGGUUCCUUUGACACAUUUAUUUGGAACUUUGUGAACCAUAAGCCUAUAGUCAGCCAAUUCAGGUACCCACGCCAGGUACCUGUCAAAUCUCCAAAAGCAGAAGUCAUGAGCAAAGAUCUUGUAAGGAGAGGAUUCAGGAGUGUGGGACCAACAGUCAUCUAUACUUUCAUGCAAGUGGCAGGGCUAACAAAUGACCACCUUAUCAGUUGCUUCAGAUUCAAGGAGUGCACCUCCAACGCAGAAGCAGUGAGUAAAGAAAGCUCCCUCAACUCUAAGGUCCAAGAGAAGGCAAAUGAGGAGCCAACCGAGGUGGGUCUGUUGCUAGCUGUGAACAAAUUAAGCUUCACCUCUAAGUAGUACAAGGGCUUUGGUUGAUGUUCAUUUUGUUAAUCAGAUAACUGUCAGGGGAGAUGGGUAGGUU